CGAUGUUGAACUUUGAACGAAACUCCCACCAUCGCGUCAUGAGCAAGCCCCAUACUAUUGUGAUACUCUUAUUUAGACUGAAGCUGAUUCAAGUGCACAUCUCUCGUUGGUCUUACUUGAAAGACCUCCUCGCGGAUAUCUUAUACUCUGACAAACACCAUCUCCCGGCUGAAAUCAAGACCAUUAUGCGGCCGUACAAGCCUCGAAAUCUACGCUUCCUUACCCCGAAACUUCCAUUUUAUAUCCGGGACCUCAAUAGCAUACCGGACAGGGACGAUUUGAAAGAUUUUUUACUGCUGGACGCCGACAACGGAACAACGAUAAGCUGCGCAGCUCCCCAUCUUCCCUCCGAUGGAUUAUAUCUUAGCCUGGUCGUAGAUGAACCUCUCCCGAUUGAGAAACUUUCAGAGAAAGGCGGUGUGCGGUUCAGGUCACGAGAGAUUGUUAUUUACUCAAAUGAGCACAACAUUGAACUACAGCCGGCCGGACGUUCGGCGCGGGCUGUUUCCGGUUAUCUAGGAGAGGAGGAGAAUCGAGUGUGGUGCAAACUCAUCAGAGAAGGCGAACUAAAGACAUUCAGAACCCUCGAAUCAUUGGAUCCAUCUACCCAUCAUAUUGCGAUGCUCCUCUUACCACCUCACCACCUCCCGACAGACCAAUACCUGAUCACCAUGCCCGACUAUGGUUUUGAUUUGAGCAUCGUGACCAUGGUCUUCAAACGACGACUGGCAGGGACAAGAAUAUACAUCAUCGCUCGCCAGCUUUGCGAAGCUAUCCAAUUUUUACACAAUAACAACCUCUAUCAUCUCGACAUCAAGCCGCAGAACCUGGCCAUAGACGACCUCACUUCGGAUCUCACAGUGAUAGAUCUAGGCUGGGUAAUGUAUGCACCGCCGCCUUGUGUCAUUGAAGGACCGGCAGGUACUUCUGGGCUUGUCGCACCGGAGGUGCAGCGUUGGUUCGAUUGGGAAGAAACGGAAGAGGGAGACGCGCCUCCGUUCUAUAAUCCUCAGAAAGCUGACGCUUGGGCGAUAGGGAACGUGAUCCACAUUUUAUUGGACAAGGCAGAUGAUAUUGUUGGAGAGUAUCUGCUCGAACCCUUCAGCGAGUGGAUGAUGGAAGAAAGGCCUUCUAUGGAUGCCGCGCUAGAGAAACUUGAGGACCUUUUCGAUCCUCCAAUGGCUGCACAUAGUAGAAAUGGGUCGACCUCAACUUUGGACAGUACCGACAUCUCUUUUUCCUCAUUGCCAGUCGUCACGGCCUUCUGAUCGUUAUUCCAUCCGUAGUUGCUACUGUAAAUUUCACAUUAUUUUUUCUGCGUCACACAUUGUCCGCCCCCGCAAUUCCACCCAUCAUCCGGUAAUUGCACUCGCACUGUAUCUUAUCCACUCCAUAGCUUCCAUCUACAUUAUCUCUGUACUUAGACUAACCACGAACCUUGAACCAUGACACG
Messenger RNA from Marasmius oreades (fairy-ring Marasmius), 1453 nucleotides. RefSeq lists its product as uncharacterized. Gene Ontology annotation, molecular function: ATP binding; calcium-dependent protein serine/threonine kinase activity; calcium/calmodulin-dependent protein kinase activity. Gene Ontology annotation, biological process: protein autophosphorylation; intracellular signal transduction; peptidyl-serine phosphorylation. The record is from RefSeq and is a predicted model, not a curated record. Bases 3 to 1268 code for a protein of 421 amino acids. Lineage: Eukaryota; Fungi; Basidiomycota; Agaricomycetes; Agaricales; Marasmiaceae. The transcript is spliced from 3 exons. Gene Ontology annotation, cellular component: nucleus; cytoplasm.